Messenger RNA from Biomphalaria glabrata, 4702 nucleotides. RefSeq names its product aminopeptidase N-like. Gene Ontology annotation, cellular component: cytoplasm. The record is from RefSeq and is a predicted model, not a curated record. Gene Ontology annotation, biological process: peptide catabolic process; proteolysis. Gene Ontology annotation, molecular function: zinc ion binding; peptide binding; metalloaminopeptidase activity. Bases 198 to 3011 code for a protein of 937 amino acids. Lineage: Eukaryota; Metazoa; Mollusca; Gastropoda; Planorbidae. The transcript has 25 exons.
GAAAGUAGUAAUUGAACUCACGCCGUCGGGGAAUGCAGAGGUCGGGUUUAAUCUCUUCCCCAUUCAACAAGCCGUGUGAACAUGUACAUGCGCUACAGCCGUUCUCACAGGUUGUUGUUGUAGCUAGUGCUAAAGUGAAACUAAGUCACUAGUCACGGUCUAGAAAAAAGUACAACAGUUAAGAUAAUCGUCACAGAAUGGGGCAGAGCAAGACGAUGGAGACCCGAAGGGAUGGAUGCUAUGCCGGCAUCUCGUUUGUCGUGUUACUGGUUCUCCUUGCCGCUGCGGUGACAGUGACCAUCUACUUAACCAGGGACCAGCAGCCGCUGGACAUUCGGCUGCCCAUCUCCGCAGUUCCCUUCCACUAUAACCUGGAGAUUCAGACUUACAUGAACGCGCCGAAACCAAAAGACUUUUAUUUCAAGGGGAAUGUCACUAUUUGGUUUCACUGUAGAUCCGUUACCAAGAACAUCACGCUUCAUUCGGUAAACCUUCAGAUUCUCGACGCCAAACUCAGUGUUUACGGAAAAAGAUUCAAGGAUUCUGACCCAAACGUGCUGUCCUACAACAUCGACUCUGAAAGGCAGUUUCUGAUUCUAAAUUUAGACCGAGAGUUAAAGGUGAAUAAGACUUACCUGCUGGGCAUACAAUUUAAAGGAGAAUUGAAUACAGAGAUGUUUGGCUAUUUCCAAGGAAGCUACACCAUCAACGACACCGACCAUUUCUAUACAGUAACGCAGUUUGAACCCACCUACGCCCGCAGCGCUUUCCCGUGCUUCGACGAGCCUGCCAUGAAGUCAACUUUCAAUGUGACCUUGAUCAGGCCAAGCCACCUCAACUCCCUCUCCAACACGCAGACGAUCAGGACAGGCCAAAACUUCUCUGAAGGCAAUGUGACAUAUGUCAGUGACGUGUAUGACAUGACGCCUUACAUGUCAACCUACCUGGUGGCUUUCUACAUCGGUGACUUUGAACACCUGAGUAAGAAUACGAGCAACGGUCUAAAGUUCAGCACUUGGGCGCCACCACCUAUGGUCAACUCCACCAGCUUUGCCCUGGACAUUGGUGUAGACUUACUGCAUUUCUUUGAAGAGUUCUAUAACAUUUCAUACAAUCUCCCAAAGUUAGAUAUGAUCACCUUUAAACAUUUUGCGUUCGGUGGUAUGGAAAACUGGGGCCUUAUAACAUACAGAGAUGACCAUAUGCUGUAUGAAGAAGGGACUUCAAGGCUGACCAGAAAGACGACCGUGGCUAGAACCAUAAGCCAUGAGCUGUCCCACCAGUGGUUUGGUAACCUGGUCACCAUGGCGUGGUGGGAUGACCUGUGGCUAAACGAAGGGUUUGCUAAAUACAUGGACAGCUUUGGUGUGGACAACAUUAACCCUGACUAUAACGCGGUAUCGGCCUUUGUUGUCAUAGAUGUUUUUAGAGUCAUGCGCGGAGACAGUCUGGUGACAUCACGUCCGGUCUACACGCCGGUCACCCGCAAUGAAUUCAUCCUGGAGAUAGUGGACGAUAUCACAUACACUAAGGGCGCUGCGUUAAUCAGAAUGCUGAGUAACUUCAUUGGAUUGGAUACUUUUAAACAAGCUUUGAGAGUGUACUUAAAAACAAAGUCUUACAGUAAUGCUAACCAUGAUGAACUAUGGGAAACUUUCACUAAGCAAGCUACGAUGGACAAUAAGCACAUCAAUGUCAAGGACGUCAUGGACCCGUGGUUACACCAAAUGAACUAUCCACUGGUCACCAUCAAGAGAGACGGACCCAAACUGGUUCUAGGACAGGAGCGGUUCCUCGAGGAGUACCGUUCGGAUCCCAACAAGACAUCAGAUCUUUUAAAGAACCCGACUGAGCGCUACACCUGGAACAUUCCAUUGACAUUUAUGACCAAUCAAAGCAGACAUGUUGACCACGCCCUGCGAGACAUUCAUUGGAUGUGGACAAACGAAACAACAAAGGUUCUAAACUAUGGGCAUGGAAACAGAGCUGGUCAAGCCACGAAAUGGAUACUGGCCAAUAUUGACCACUACGGCUUCUACAGGGUCAACUAUGAUGUGGACAACUGGAUGGCGCUGUGUGAGCAACUGAAUCAAGACCACACGGUCAUUCCGGUGUUGAACAGAGCUCAGCUUAUCAACGACGCUUGGACUUUAGCUCUCUCUGGUCGUCUCUCUACUGACGUUGCCAUGGCAACGCUGAGUUAUCUACACAAGGAAAACGACGUCCUUGUCUGGAUUACCCCAGCGACAAUUCUAAAUGAUGUUAUGAGAAGACUGACGAACACUGCAGCUUAUGAUGCCUUAAAGAAAUAUAUACAAUGCAAAGUAUCCCAGCAAUACAAACAUCAUCUUCUCAAGCAAGACAGCACUAUCAAAGAAUUACAAGCCAACGAGUUAUUUUCGGCUUUGGCUUGCAUAUAUGGGAUCGAGGAUUGCCUCAAGGAAGCGCACAGACAGUUCUCCCUAUGGAGGAACAAUUCAAGCAGUUAUCCUAUCGACCGCCAUUUUUUGGGAAUCAUUAGUUGUUACGCUGUGGCCUAUGGAGGUUGGAAUGUAUGGAACUUUGCAUAUGAGAUGUUCCAACGGUCAAGCAGUUACCUAGAGAGACGCCACCUGUCGAAUGCCUUGGCAUGUUCGCAGUCUCCAAGCAUUUUAAAUAGAUAUCUUGUAAAGUUAUUAGAACCAAGCGAUCAGCGGUUAGCAGAUCCUAUCAAUGUUAUCGAUCAUGUUAUGGGUAACCCUAACGGGCGUGCCUUAGCAUGGAAUUUUUUCAGAGCCAACUUUGCUAAACUUUAUGCACUUUACGGCGAAUCGGUUACAAAGGUUGCUAAGCUCGCAGACCAUUUGAACACUCAGUAUGAGCUAGAUCAGCUGAAAGAGUUCAUUGAAGUGCAUGUUAAAGAAGACUACAGUGACGUCAUCAAAACGGUCGAGGCCAACAUUCGCUGGGUAUCAAGUAAUGGAGAUGGCAUCCUCAAGUUUCUACAGAAAAUUCAUUCCGAACCGUGUUAACGUAGGGUACAAGUGAGUUAAAAUGAGUUAAAAUGGGUUAAAAAAAAAAAAAAAAACCUAGUCACCAAAACAGUCGAAUACUCUCUUGUGGACUACAGGGACUUCUGGUACCAAAGAAGUGUUUUUAAAGUGUUUUAAAAAGUCUUUUUUAAAGUAUAAAUGAAAGUGGGUUUUUUAAAUUUGCAUUGUAUUUUUAUUUUGAGUUUAAGGUGGACGUGGUUAACAAAUCCAUUUGUUCACUUGUUUACUUAUCCACUUGAUAAUUUCUCCUCAUGUUUACUUAUCCUUAUGUUGACUUAUCCUUAUGUUGGUCUCUCUCAAAAGUUAAUCCCGAGUGAUGUCCCAUCUUUUUUAUGUGUUUAUAAAAUUAUUAUAUAUUUUUUGUAAUUAUAAAUUUAAAAAAAAUAGUUCAAUCUAAUACACGUAUGGCCUCAAUAGUCUCUCCAUGAUGUAAUGAGUAUAAUAGAAAUAAUAUAUAUUUUUAUUAUCAUUAUUAGUUCUCAGACACAGUUACAGUUAUGUUUUUAAGCGACCCCCCGAAAGGGAGAAGCUGCUACUAGCUUUGAUAGUUUUAUUGGGUUGUAUUUUUGCAGUUUUUUUUAUUUAACUCUUUAACUCCGUAAUUAUUUUUUCACGCUCUGAUUGAAAUUUUUUUAUUUUUCACAUUUGUACAUUCUACCCUGUUAAGAUUAAACUUAAAUAAAAUGUUUACUUGUGCUCAGAAAACGUUACUUUUGGAAUAGAAUUAGAGGAAAAUGUAUGCUCUUUUUAUAUAUAACACAAAUACAAGUUUCUAAAACCAAAAAUUAAUUUAAUUUUAUGAGGUCAAAUCAACGAUGCUAUGGUUAAUUAGGAGAAAAAGAGUUAACAUUGAGAAAUUGUCAGACUUGUCACUUCAUUCUUUAACAUUGGAAAGAGUGAGUCUUGUUCAAAGGGAAAUAACUCAAGUAAUAUUUUUAAUUUAAAAAUAGAGUACAUACAUAACACGUACCAUUAACUCUGUAUCUUGUUGAAAAUCAUAGUAGCACAAACAUAAGAAAUUCUAAUCUCCAUAGAAGCCAUGACACUAGACAUGCAGAUGAACAGCCUCGCUUUCGAUUUUUUUCCCCCACCUUUCUAGGACCAACUUUGACCUUAAUUACCAUAUUAUUUCAUGCCCCAACCUAUAUUAGAGAUUUUCAUAUGUGACGGAAAACCUAUAUAUAGCAAGCUUUUUGGUGUGUAUGGAAUAAAGUGUUGAUACAUUAUGUUUUCAGAGAAUCAUGUGAUCAUUUUUGUUUAGUAAAUCUAUCUAUUUCGAAUCGUUCCUAAUCUUCUAAUUUCUUACUUUUUUUCCUUUCGUUAAUGUUUCAUUACAUCGGCCACACAUUGUACGAUAUCGCUUUCUUUUCUUUUUCUCUAUUCCAGUGUUUUGGUGUUUCAAAAGAUUGUAAACCCAAGCUUAAAAAAAAAGAGUAAUUAAAACAACAGGUUAAAUAUUAGGCAAUGUCCAGAUUUCUCUCUUGUAGAGAAAAUAUGUUCGCCAUAAUAGUUUAUAAAUAAUGUUAAUAAAUUAUAUAAAUAUUGUAUAAAGCAGUAUGGCUAAUAUAUCUUUAUUUGUAUUUUUAUACAUCAUUUACAGGAUUGUAUUCCAGUUUAUUGUACAUGAUUUGUUAAAACUAUUAUUAUGCAUUAAAAUAUACAUAUAUUAA